Molecule: messenger RNA, 6043 nt
Organism: Myxocyprinus asiaticus (Chinese sucker)
Lineage: Eukaryota; Metazoa; Chordata; Actinopteri; Cypriniformes; Catostomidae
Product: A disintegrin and metalloproteinase with thrombospondin motifs 16-like
Exons: 23
Coding region: 97-3918 (1273 amino acids)
Biological process (GO): proteolysis; extracellular matrix organization
Cellular component (GO): extracellular matrix
Molecular function (GO): metalloendopeptidase activity
Source: RefSeq, a predicted model, not a curated record
CUAUAUGGCAGCUUUUCUAAAAUAGUUCAAACGAGCGUCCAGUGUUUCAUUCAGAGCGCAGCGCGCAUUUGGAGACGCACAGAGGUUAUUCACGGCAUGCACAUUUUGGAGAAGGGUCUGCGGGGAGACAUGGCUUGCCAGCGCUCUGUGCCAAAAAGGAGGAAUUAUACCGGAUCCAUCUCUUCUUUGUCGUUAUUUCUUAUGUUUAUACUCGGAUGCCUCGAGAGUCCUCACUUUGCAUCUGCAACCCUUCAUCACGGUGCUCAUGUAAACAAUGAACCUGCACUUCUGCUGGAAUCACUGCGGCUGCCUCACAACACAGAAUAUGAGAUUGUUGCCCCGUACGAGGUGGACCAUCAAGGGCGUUACAUCUCUCAUGCUGUGGCCCACCACCACCGCAGGAAGCGCUCUACAGAUGGCCAAGGUCACGACCCCAGCUCGAGUGUCCACUUCAAACUCCAUGGAUUAGGGCAAGACUUCCACCUGGACCUGCAGCCGUCACGUGACCUGAUCGCACCCAGCUUUACUGUACAAACGCUGGGCAGGAGUGGCACCAAGAGCCUGCAGCCUUUUCCUAGAGAUGACCUCUGCUUCUACCAUGGGGUGCUGAGGUCAAAGGGCAACUCAUCCGUGGCCCUGUCAACAUGUGUGGGGAUGUCAGGUUUGAUCAGAACCCAAGAUGCUGAUUAUUUUCUGAAGCCACUGCACCCACAUCAAGCACUGCUGGAGAACUUCUCGGCACCAUCUGACCACCAUCCUCACAUCCUAUACAAGAGAUCCACACUGCCACAGACAGAUGCCCAGAGAAACAGAGGGAGAAACAAAAGGUCUUCUGAGCCAAAGACUGCCAGCAGAAGAGCUCCAGGAUUCCCACAAAUUUGGAGAACCAUCAGACGACAUGAAAGAUCCACACACAAACAGAUGGAUCCAGAGGAGUACAAGCAUAUGCCACAAAGUCAUGAUGAACACAGCUACGGCACACGGCAGAGGCAGCACUUCUGUGGACGACGGAAGAAAUAUAUGCCUAAACCACCUGAGGAAGAUAUCUAUAUUUUUCCGGAUGAAUACAAGUUUAUGCCCAGAGGGAAACGUGCCAUCAUGUUCAAACCUCACCAGCCACACCAGAGACUGAAUGUGGAGACAUUGGUGGUGGUUGACCGAAAGAUGAUGGAGAAUCAUGGUCAAGAGAAUGUAACCACAUAUGUCCUUACUGUUCUAAACAUGGUCUCAACUCUUUUCAAAGAUGGAACAAUUGGAGGUGACAUCAACGUUGUAAUUGUUGGACUAAUACUUUUGGAAGAAGACCAGGAUGGACUGGUGAUUAACCACCAUGCUGACCACACUCUGAACAGUUUCUGUCAGUGGCAGUCAGGUUUGGCAGGGAGAGAAGGUCGUCGUCAUGAUCAUGCCAUCCUUCUCACUGGUCUGGAUAUCUGCUCCUGGAAGAAUGAACCGUGUGACACUCUAGGUUUUGCUCCUAUCAGUGGAAUGUGCAGUAAGUACCGGAGCUGCACUAUCAAUGAAGACACGGGUCUUGGUCUAGCCUUUACCAUCGCCCAUGAAUCUGGACACAACUUUGGUAUGGUCCAUGAUGGGGAAGGCAAUGUGUGUAAGAAGUCAGUAGGAAACAUCAUGUCUCCCACAUUGGCUGGACACAAUGGUUUAUUCUCCUGGUCCUCCUGUAGCCGACAGUAUCUAAGCAGGUUUUUAAGUACCGCCCAGGCCACCUGUCUGUCUGAUGAGCCCAGCGCCAUACAAGAGUACAAAUACCCAGAGAAACUUCCUGGAGAGCUGUAUGAUGCCGACACCCAGUGCAAGUGGCAGUUUGGAGAGAAAGCCAAACUAUGCACUCUGGACUUCAAGAAGGACAUCUGCAAAGCCCUGUGGUGCCACCGGAUCGGAAGAAAAUGUGAGACUAAGUUCAUGCCAGCCGCCGAGGGUUCCACCUGUGGUCCAGAGAUGUGGUGUCGUCGUGGUCAGUGUGUAAAGCAAGGUGAUGAAGGUCCGAAGCUGGUGCAUGGUCAGUGGUCAUCCUGGUCCGGGUGGUCCAGCUGCUCUAGAAGCUGUGAGAGUGGAGUGACCUACAGAGAGAGACACUGCAACAACCCGAGGCCAAUGUAUGGUGGCAGGUUUUGCGAGGGCUCGUCCCGCUCUUAUAAACUGUGUAACACUGAUGACUGUCCUCACAACACUGUAGACUUCAGGGCUGUCCAGUGUGCUGAGUUCAACAGCAAGCCCUUUCGUGAAUGGUACUACAAGUGGAAGCCCUACACACGAGUGGACGAUCAGGAUGUGUGUAAGCUCUACUGCUUCGCUGAAGGAUAUGACUUCUAUUUUGCCCUCUCCAGUAAAGUCAGGGAUGGGACACUCUGCACACAGGACAGCUCUAAUGUCUGCAUUGAUGGCACUUGUGAGAGGGUGGGCUGUGACAGAGUGCUGGGAUCCACUGCUGUGCUGGAUAUGUGUGGUGUCUGCAAAGGCGAUAACUCCACCUGCAAGAUCUACAAAGGACAAUACACCAAACAACAUUAUAUGAGCCAGUAUUAUCGGGUGGUCACCAUUCCAGCUGGAGCACGAAGUAUUCGUGUGGUGGAGCUCAACUCUUCUAGUUCCUACCUGGCCUUGAGGAAUCUGCAGAGGAAGUACUUCCUUAAUGGCCGCUGGACAGUGGACUGGCCUGGGCGACACUCCAUUGCCGGUGCUGUGUUUGACUACAAGAGGCCCUACAAUCGUCCAGAGAGUCUUAUCUCCACUGGACCCACCAUUGACACUCUGGUGGUUGAGGUUCUUCUGCAGGGCUGGAAUCCAGGCAUUCAGUGGGAGUAUACACUGGCCAAGGAAGAUACAGACAGGCGGAACCAACCAAAACACAGCUACACCUGGGCCAUCAUUCGAUCCCCAUGCUCUGCCACCUGUGCAGGAGGUCAGAUGGUCACUAAAUCAGCAUGCUACAAGGAUUUAAGGGUUCAGGUGAAUACGUCUUACUGUAACUCACGCUCUCGGCCCUCCACCGGUGCAGUGUCCUGCAAUACACAGCCCUGUCCCCCAAGCUGGAGUGUGGGGGACUGGGGUGUGUGCAGUCGCAGCUGUGGAUCUGGAGAGCAGAUCAGACAGGUAGAGUGUCUCCAGAAAACAGGCCCUGAUCAGACGGACACCGUGACCGACAACCAGUGUUCAAAACCACCUCCAUCACUCAGACAAACCUGCAACACUCACAACUGCCCACCAGUCUGGACUGCUGGACCCUGGUCUCAGUGUUCUCAUAAAUGUGGGAAGGGUGUAAUGAAGAGGACAGUGGCGUGUGUCAGCAGUAACUCUUAUUCCCGUGUGCUGUCGGACACUUCCUGUGCUUCUCUUCCUAAACCCAUCAGCCAAGAGACCUGCAUGAUCAAACGCUGCCACAAACAGCGCAAGGCCCAGUGGUUCGUCUCCACCUGGCAACCGUGUUCAGUGUCCUGUGGUAAAGGGGUUCAGGUGCGUGUUGUCAAGUGUGCAGAAAAGGAUGUGGCUGGGAAAUACAAAGAGUUGUCACCCAAAAAGUGUCAGCAUAUUCCUAAACCCUCGCUGGAGCUCCAAAGGACCUGUUUCCUGUCAGACUGUCCCAUCCUUUCUUCACACAGCAGACCGGACUGGUACUCGUCUCCAUGGUCCCAGUGUACAGUAUCAUGUGGAGGGGGAGUUCAGGUGCGCUCAGUGCAGUGUCUCGACCAUGGCCGUCCCUCCUCUGGGUGUGUCUUACAGCUGAAGCCGGCAAUGUCCCAGGCCUGCAACACUGUCUUCUGCCCGCAGCCAGAGAAGAAAGAUGUGAUCUGUAAAGAUCAUUUCAACUGGUGUUAUCUGGUGCCACAGCAUGGAGUAUGUAACCACAAGUUUUACGGGAAGCAAUGCUGCCAGUCCUGCUCUCAUACAAACUCCUGAGAGUUUUCUACUUUAGACAUUUAACCAUGAACUUCUGAGGCUGAAGCCUUCAAAAGGCCAGAGUGAUGCUUGACCUGAUAUUGCAUUGAACAUGCUUGUGUACUCAACACAAAGACAUCAUUAUGGACAUAAAGUAGCUUGUUUUCCUGGACUUUAGUGGAGAAGGGCACACCAUGUAGAGACAGGCAAGAUUCCAUGCAGAGACUGCAAUUGUGUCUCUCUCCAGCAGGAAAUUACUUAAUCGACAAAGCCCCCUGGAGGUGAUACCGAGCUUCACAGAGCUUCAAAUGGACAUGAGGCAGAAAUAUCCUGUGAAAUGCUCUGUGUCCCGGUGCUAGCUGAAUAUAGACUUUUGAAUCUGUGUGGCUAAAUGUGCUCUGUAUGGCUAUGUGUUACAGUAUGUAUAAUAAGAACUCAACAUUGUGAAGGGUUUUUUCAUGAACAUGCCUCAUAAUCUCAUGUUAAACCAAAUAAACAGGCUUUUAAAGUGUCAAAGUGGCAGCCAAUCACAGUCAGCAGGGAGAAUGGUUUCAUGUUGUGACAUUCAUUUUCGGUGCUAUAUGUUCAUUGGAAAGGGACAGUUCGUCCAAAAAUGAAAAUUCUAUAAUUAGUUACCCACACUCAUGUCAUUCCAAAUGAGAAACAAUAGCAUCCUUGGCAUCACACCUGGCAUCCCAAAGUCUUGACUCGCCAUAUUUGAAUAUACAGUAUGCUAACGUGAAUGAGAUUGGAGUUGUAGCAGAAUAGAAGUUUAUCAGUGAAAAAUGACUUAAAUUUCACUAUUGUCCUCAUGCAAAGCUGUGACUUCAGAAGACUUGGAAUAUAGCACACAAGAUGCAUGGACUUCUUUAUGAUAUUUUUUUUUCUCCCCUUUUUCUCCCCAAUUUGGAAUGCCCAAUUCCCAAUGCACUCUAAGUCCUCGUGGUGGCGAAGUGCCUCCGCGUCUGAGACCGUAAGCCCGCGCCUCUUAUCAUGUGGCUUGUUGAGCGCGUUACCGCGUAUACAUGGUGAGUGUGGAGGUUUCACACCAUCCACCGCGGCAUCCACGUACAACUCACCAUGCGCCCCACCAAGAGUGAACCACAUUAUAGUGACCACGAGGAGGUUACCCCAUGUGACUCUACCCUCCCUAGCAACCGGGCCAAUUUGGUUGCUUAGGAGACCUGGCUGGAGUCACUCAGCAUGCCCUGGUAUUCAAACUCACGAACUCCAGGGGUGGUAGUCAGCGUCUUUACUCUCUGAGAUACCCAGGCCCCCUAUGGUACUUUUUUUUUUUAGCAUUUUUGGAGCUUGACGGCCUCUGGUCACUAUUCACUUUCAUUGACUGGAAAAGAGCAGUGACAACAUUCUGCUAAAGCUUUUUAUGUUCCACAGAAGAAAGAAAAUCAUACAGGUUUGUAGUGACAUGAGGGUGAGUAAAUGAUGACAGAAUUUAUGUUUUGGUUAAACUAUUCCUUUAAUGGCAACAGAUGCAUAACAGGGGUUUUAAACUAACGUGAAAAUUAAUUAGUGCCUUUGUAUGAUUGAUAUUAAUUCUUUUAUUUAUUAACAAUACUGCAAUAUUGUGCUAUUUGACUUUAAUGUUCUUGUCAGUCUGUGUUUAUAACCUCGGGUAUAGCUGCACGAUUUGUUAUUUUUUUUUUUAUUUUUUUUUAUUUUGCAUAUCUAUUCAGGGUUUAAUUAUUUUUGAAGAAAACAAAAAGCCAAUUUAACUAAUAGCCAUGUGUUUAAUGAAGUGUAAAAAGAGUCACAUUUAACAAACUCAGCUCUUUUUGUUGGAUUUUGGUAAAAAAAAAAAUUAGCAACUGUCACAGCACGACUGCAUAAUCCCAUAACUCUGUCUUCAGUCUGAUUAACAGACAGUUCUGCACAUGAAAGAUUCUGGCAUACUUGCAUAUGGAUUUUGAAGAGAGCUGCAUAGCACAAAUUAUUUCCAUCAUUUACAGUAUGCAUUUGUUGUAAAACAGCGAUAGAUGAAUGUAAUCGCUCUUGUCCAAACCAAAUGUUACUCUGAAGAGUAGUGGACAGAGGAUUUGUUAUAAAUGGCAGUUCCUAUUAAACCUGACGCAUAUCAUUUUGCGAUCACAUUACAGACUGUGUUGUCUUUCCCUGUUGGCUGUAAGUA